UAGCAACACUGAUUAGAGUCUCUAGAUCGUUUCUAACCAUUUCUAAUCAAUUUUGAUGCUUUGUAAUUUCGUGAUAUGAGAUUUAUUCUAAUGUGUAUUUCAUUGUAAAUAAACAUAAAUUAGCACAUAGUAAAUAUACGAUUAUAUAACAAUCUCCAAGAAUUAACUAUGUUAUUCUACUCCUUCUUCAAAUCCUUGAUCGGAAAGGAUGUGGUUGUGGAGUUAAAAAAUGAUCUUAGUAUUUGUGGAACAUUAUAUUCCGUCGAUCAGUACCUGAACAUAAAAUUAGCCGAUAUUAGCGUAACAGAUUCUGAAAAAUAUCCUCAUAUGUUAUCGGUAAAAAAUUGUUUCAUCCGUGGAUCUGUAGUACGAUAUGUGCAACUUCCAGUAGACGAAGUAGAUAUUCAUCUCUUAACUGAAGCAGCACGCAGAGAAGCAAUGAAUGCUCAAGCAAGAUAGUUCAUAGUUAUCUUAAAUAUUAUUUAUGUGCAGAAUAUUUUUUCUUUAAUUAAUGCAUUUGUUUCACACUAUAUAAAAUUAAGAGAUAUAAUU
Molecule: messenger RNA, 552 nt
Organism: Camponotus floridanus (Florida carpenter ant)
Lineage: Eukaryota; Metazoa; Arthropoda; Insecta; Hymenoptera; Formicidae
Product: U6 snRNA-associated Sm-like protein LSm2
Exons: 4
Coding region: 169-459 (96 amino acids)
Biological process (GO): mRNA splicing, via spliceosome
Cellular component (GO): catalytic step 2 spliceosome; Lsm1-7-Pat1 complex; P-body
Molecular function (GO): RNA binding
Source: RefSeq, a predicted model, not a curated record